Molecule: messenger RNA, 2349 nt
Organism: Chlamydomonas reinhardtii
Lineage: Eukaryota; Viridiplantae; Chlorophyta; Chlorophyceae; Chlamydomonadales; Chlamydomonadaceae
Exons: 7
Coding region: 91-1617 (508 amino acids)
Cellular component (GO): box C/D methylation guide snoRNP complex; small-subunit processome
Molecular function (GO): snoRNA binding
Source: RefSeq, a predicted model, not a curated record
CUCAAAUACAUACUUCGUACUUCUUUGUUGUAGUUCCGUUCGCCUUUUGUAUUUGUCCUUGAUAGGAGCGCUUUCGGCAAACAAUCGAGAAUGCUGCUUCUCUUUGAGACGGCAGCGGGCUUUGCCCUAUUUAAAGUGCUGAAGGAGAAGAAGCUGGAGGAGGCGGAAGACCUCGCCAGCGACUUCGCGACCCUUGAGGCGGCUCAAAAGGUUGUCAAGCUGAAGGCUUUCAGCAAGUUUGAGAACACGACGGAGGCGCUUGCAGCUGCCACUGCUCUGGUGGAUAGCAAGCUCAGCAAGGGCCUGAAGAAGUUCCUGAAGAAGCAUGUGGAUGAGGACGAGAAGCUCGCUCUUCUGGAUAAGAAGCUGGGCAGCAUUGUGCAGGAGAAGCUGGGCCUGAACGUGCUGUGGAGCAACCAAGUUCUGGAGCUGAGCCGCGGCAUUCGUAGCCAGCUGACCGGCCUCAUCAGCGGCCUGGCGGGUGCCGACCUGCGCCCCAUGUCCCUGGGUCUGUCGCACAGCCUGUCGCGCUACAAGCUCAAGUUCAGCCCCGACAAGGUGGAUACCAUGAUUGUCCAGGCCAUCGGCCUGCUGGACGACCUCGACAAGGAGCUGAACACGUACGCCAUGCGCGUGCGCGAGUGGUACGGCUGGCACUUCCCCGAGAUGACUAAGAUUGUGACGGACAACAUCCAGUACGCCAAGUGCGUGGUGUUCAUGGGCACGCGCGAGAAGAGCGCGGGGCUGGACUUCUCCGCCAUCCUGGAGGAGGAGGUGGAGGGCGCGCUCAAGGCGGCGGCGCAGGUGUCGAUGGGCACCGACAUCAGCGAGUCGGACCUGGACAACAUCAAGGACCUGGCGCACCAGGUCAUUGCGCUGUCCGAGUACCGCGGCCAGCUGUUCGAGUACCUGAAGAACCGCAUGGCGGCCGUGGCGCCCAACCUGACCAUCCUGGUGGGCGAGCUGGUGGGCGCACGCCUCAUCGCGCACGCUGGCAGCCUGGUCAACCUGGCCAAGCAGCCCGCCUCCACCGUCCAGAUCCUGGGCGCGGAGAAGGCCCUGUUCCGCGCGCUCAAGACCAAGCACGAGACGCCCAAGUACGGCCUGAUCUACCACGCCUCCCUCAUCGGCCAGUCGCAGCCCAAGUACAAGGGCAAGAUCAGUCGCGUGCUGGCGGCCAAGUGCGCGCUGGCCAUCCGCGUGGACGCGCUGGGCGACACCAGCGACGCCACCGUGGGCAUUGAGGCGCGGCAAAAGGUGGAGGCCCGGCUACGCCAGCUGGAGGGCAAGCUGCUGGGGACUGAGGCCGGCAACUCCAAGGGCAAGGAGCAGCCCGCCAAGUACGACAAGGCGCGGCAAGGGGCCACCCCCGCGCUGGCGACCGCGCCCAAGGCCUACAACGCGGACGCUGACGCACCAGCGGAGAAGAAGGAGAAGAAAGACAAGAAGAAGAAGGCCGAGGAGCCGGCUGAGGAGGCUGAGGAGGAGGCACCCAAGGCCAAGAAGGCGAAGAAGGACAAGAAGGAGAAGGCGGAGAAGGCGGAGGCGGCACCAGAGGAGAACGGGAAGGCGGAUAAGAAGGAGAAAAAGAAGAAGAAGAAGGGCGGUGACGAGUAAGGAGCAGGAUUUGCGCCUCCCUUGUGGCUUCCGGCGGCUUGCAUGCACGUGCCCUGUCUCGGUGCGGCGGUUGGCGGUCCAGCUCUUGCAUUAGGCAGGGAGUGCGCCUUACUUAGGGACAACAAUGAGAUCGGCGUUGCAACGCACACAGGCGUUUGCAAACCGCCGUGGUAGGUCUAGCAAACUGAUGUUGAAGUAGGAACGUGGGGCGACGGGGACCUCGCUUGGUUUUGACCAUUGACUGCGUGGCCGCUGGGCGCGCUGACUCGGGCGUUGUAUGCUGAUGGGGCACUGGCCCUUUGGAAUGUUAAGAACGACCAGUACUUAGCUGGCUUUCGUGCUGAGAUUGUAAGCACCCAGCAAGAUGUGCGGAUGAUUCCGGAUUGCGAAUGGCACAAGGAUGCAGGUUGGCGCUGGUGAAGUGAGCACAGACAGUGGGCCAGUAGGCGUGCGUGCUCGGUGAAGGUGGAGGACUCGCUCCUGUAACGGAGAGCUGAAAUGCAUACGGAUAUGUGGGACUGGCCAAACGCGAUUGUGAGCGGCAAGUGCGGAAAGAGUCCCGCAUCGGCCGUCCGAGUGGCCGAAGCCUCAUCGGCACGCCGCCCGCCAACGCGACAAAGGCGAGCUCCGACUGCUAUCCGCGCGGUGUGGCGUCGCAUUGAGUCUGUGUGGUGCUAUCGCCUUGGCCGGGCGCCCGGAGCGUGAGGAAUGCGCGUCAGCAAAACAUCGACA